CCUGGUCAUUAUUCUCCAGUCAGGAGAAGGCUGAGCUGGGUUUGUCCAAGCCGGAAAGGAGGUUCGAGGGUUCCAGCAGACCUCUACCUGCUGAGGUCUUCAGUGGGCUUAACCCCCCAGGUUGUCACAGUUUCCAGCUCUUCCUCAGAGACUGCCAUGGACUUGCCCGUGACAACACAGCUGCUGCUCCUUCUGGUGUGGGUGGCUGCCAUACAGGCAGCCCUGCCCAGGACUGAGCUUCUCAAUAUCUGCAUGGAUGCCAAGCAUCACAAAGCAAAGCCAAGCCGGGAGGACAAGCUGCAUGAGCAGUGCAGUCCCUGGAAGAAGAACGCCUGCUGCACCGCCAAUACCAGCCAAGAAGCCCAUAAGGAUAUCUCCUACCUGUACGGAUUCAACUGGGACCACUGCGGCACGAUGGAGCCCGCCUGCAAGCGCCACUUCAUCCAGGACACCUGUCUGUAUGAGUGCUCCCCCAACCUGGGGCCCUGGAUCCAGCAGGUGGACCAGAGCUGGCGCAAAGAGCGGAUCCUGGAUGUGCCCCUGUGCAAAGAGGACUGUGAGCGCUGGUGGGAAGACUGCCGCACUUCCUACACCUGCAAGAGCAACUGGCAUAAGGGCUGGAACUGGACCUCAGGGUACAACCAGUGCCCAGUGGAAGCUGCCUGCCACCCCUUCGAUUUCUACUUCCCCACGCCCACUGCUCUGUGCAAUGAUAUCUGGAGUCACUCCUACAAAGUCAGCAACUAUAGCCGAGGGAGCGGCCGCUGCAUCCAGAUGUGGUUCGACCCGGCCCAGGGCAACCCCAAUGAGGAGGUGGCGAGGUUCUAUGCUGAGGCCAUGGCAGCCGGGGCCGUGCCCCAUGGGACUGGGCCUCUUCUGCUCAGCCUGGCCCUGAUGCUGCUCUGGCUGCUCAGCUGAGCUCCUUUUACCUUCUGAUACCUGGACAUCCCUGCCUGUCCAGCCCCACAGCUCCCAGCUAUUCCGUCUCUGCUCUGUGGUGGGGCCUCAGACCCACAGUUUGAAUAAACCAGACACGCCAGA
This is a messenger RNA of Diceros bicornis minor, 1041 nucleotides long. Its product is annotated as folate receptor alpha-like. The coding region runs from base 157 to 918 and encodes 253 amino acids. Gene Ontology annotation, biological process: fusion of sperm to egg plasma membrane involved in single fertilization; sperm-egg recognition; cell adhesion. The transcript is spliced from 5 exons. Gene Ontology annotation, cellular component: external side of plasma membrane. The record is from RefSeq and is a predicted model, not a curated record. Lineage: Eukaryota; Metazoa; Chordata; Mammalia; Perissodactyla; Rhinocerotidae. Gene Ontology annotation, molecular function: signaling receptor activity.